This is a messenger RNA of Loa loa (African eye worm), 150 nucleotides long. RefSeq lists its product as hypothetical. NCBI's taxonomy places the organism in Eukaryota, Metazoa, Nematoda, Chromadorea, Rhabditida, Onchocercidae. The record is from RefSeq and is a predicted model, not a curated record. The coding region runs from base 1 to 150 and encodes 49 amino acids. The transcript is spliced from 2 exons.
AUGGGCCAACCUUCACUUGUACUGUAUACAAUAAAGGAAGUGAAAGACGGUGAUAUUAAACACCGUAAAUUGUUGAAAGCCAAAUCAACAAAAAACAUGCCCAUCGAACAAAAAGAUACAAAGGAGAAGAUCCGAUCUGCAUUUAGUUAG